CGUGUUCAAGAGGAGAACGGAAACCAAAACCCGUGACGAUGCUUUAGUAUAAAAGGGCACGAAUUUGGGCUCCAUCGACAUCAGUUCUUCAGCCAUCGACUAAACUCUUCAAAACUUUACAACCAUGAAAGUCGUGAUCGCACUAGCAUGCCUGAUGGCGCUUGCCGCCGCUCUUGACGAAACGGACGCAGUAGUUGAGGCAUCUGAUUUAGAUGUUGCCGAAUAUCACAGGCGCGGUGGGUACUAUGGAGGAUACCGUCAUGGAUAUGCAGGAUAUGGUGGUGGAUAUCGUGGAGGAUACGGUGGAUACGGAUGGGGCCGCAAACGUCGUUCGGUUGAAGAAGAAGCGCUUGCCUCUGAUUUGGAAGCUGCGGAACAUCACCGUCGAGGAUAUGGAGGCUAUGGAAGUCGCGGAGGCUAUGGUUAUGGUGGCUAUCGUGGUGGAUAUGGGGGCUAUGGUGGUUUUGGAGGUUAUGGGGGUCAUCGUGGUUUUGGGUUCUACGGUUAAAACCAAAAAUCAAUUUCCGAAGAUACCUGUGCGAUUGUUACUGUUCUGUUUUAACCUUUUCGCUCCACGUUACCAUUGUUUAAUUAGUCUGUUUCAAGACCCUUGCAAUGAUCGACUCGCAAAAAUUGGUGUGCUGUAACCAUUCGUUUUCUAAUUCAAUAAAGCGUUUGCAUUUUCA
This is a messenger RNA of Daphnia magna, 686 nucleotides long. RefSeq names its product shematrin-like protein 2. The transcript is spliced from 2 exons. The record is from RefSeq and is a predicted model, not a curated record. Bases 125 to 508 code for a protein of 127 amino acids. Lineage: Eukaryota; Metazoa; Arthropoda; Branchiopoda; Diplostraca; Daphniidae.